Molecule: messenger RNA, 1371 nt
Organism: Populus euphratica (Euphrates poplar)
Lineage: Eukaryota; Viridiplantae; Streptophyta; Magnoliopsida; Malpighiales; Salicaceae
Product: dof zinc finger protein DOF5.4-like
Exons: 1
Coding region: 266-1228 (320 amino acids)
Biological process (GO): regulation of DNA-templated transcription
Molecular function (GO): DNA binding; DNA-binding transcription factor activity
Source: RefSeq, a predicted model, not a curated record
UAGAGGAGAAGAUUUGGAAGGGGAUAUUUGUCAGAAGAGUUCAGGUCUCGCUCUGAGCUCUCUUUCUCUCACAAUCGGUUCUAAUUUGACCGGUUUUCUGAAAGCCACAGUUGAAAAGUCGAUGCCAUGCGGCAGAACACUCCAUUUUUUUCAACCUUUCUUUGAAUUUCCAUAGAAAAAUCUUGACAAAACCCAAAAAGAAAAAAGUGAAAAUUCUAACGUUUGUUUGUCUACUGGAGCUAGCGGUGGCUAAGGAGCUUGAGAAAUGCAAGAAAUCCACUCAAUUGGUGGCGGAGGCAGGUUAUUUAGCGGUGGAGGUGGGGGUGACAGGCGACUACGGCCACACCACCACCAGAACCACCAAGCAUUAAAGUGCCCACGAUGUGACUCGCUGAACACGAAAUUCUGUUACUACAACAACUACAAUCUCUCUCAGCCUCGUCACUUCUGUAAGAGUUGCCGGCGUUACUGGACUAAAGGCGGUGUCCUCCGCAACGUUCCUGUUGGCGGUGGAUGCCGCAAGACCAAGCGGUCUAAGCUUAAACAAAACACACCAAGUACAACUUCUGAUACAAUUACAACCUCCAGUACUAGACCGCAGGAGCUACAGGAAAAACAUCAGCGACGAGAUCAUGUAUCCUCUAACUCUCAUUCUAGUAGUGAGAGUUCGAGUCUUACGGCUACAAAUAAUACGAAUGCAAAUACAGCAGUGGAAGCAGUGUCUGCGCUAUCUGUAAACUCUGUUUCCAAUAAUUUAUUAAAUGGUAUUGUUGAGUCAAAAAGCUUUCCACGUGGGGAUAUGAAUCCCAGUUUCGAACCUGCUUUGCUCGAGCAAGGAUCGGACUGUGGGAUUUUCUCGGAGAUUGGGAGUUUCACAAGCUUGAUCACAUCGACGAACGACUUGUCGUUUGGAUUUAGCAACACAACGAACCAACAGCAGCAACAAGGGCUUGAGCAUCAUGUGCAGAACAAUCAGAACCAGCAGCAGUGGCAAAAUCAGCAUCAGGAGAUGACAGGAGGGUUGAUUGAUCAGACGAUUCACGCUGAGUUAUCAGCUUUGCCGAGUAGUAGUAGAUCAACAGAGAAUACCGGUGGGGGAUUUGGAGCGUUGGAUUGGCAGUUAGGGAGUGGAGAUCAAGCUGGUGGGUUUUUUUAUCUUCCUAAUACCGUUGAUCAAGCUUACUGGAGUCAGAGCCAAUGGAAUGAUAUGACUGCUUACCUCCCGUAAAUCCUCUUACUUUGUUAACUUCAAAUUACAGAAGAUUAAUAAAAAUAAAUCUCAAAGAUUCAACAAAAUGGAAAAUAUGAUAUGACUGCUUUCCCUUAUGUAUUUUUUUUUUCUCAUAUGAAUCUUCUUCUUCUUCUUCUUCU